Messenger RNA from Spodoptera littoralis (African cotton leafworm), 1638 nucleotides. The record is from the annotation of a GenBank genome assembly. NCBI's taxonomy places the organism in Eukaryota, Metazoa, Arthropoda, Insecta, Lepidoptera, Noctuidae.
AUGACGGGUACUAUAAUUGAGAACUUAAGUGGGCGUAAACUCGCCAUUUUAGUGAGUUUUCUUAUGUUAUGUCAGCUAACAUGUUUUCUCAUCGGUGGUUUGGUCGCACCCAUGCCUGCAAACGCUCAAACAAUACUCGCAACCGUGUGCCGUGAUACUUCUAUAAUGAAAAAUGACACGACCAAUUGGUAUUACAACCGUGGGAAAGGAGCUUGCAAGAGCAUCGACCUUGGUGAGCCGCAUCACGAUUUGUCAGAGACCGACAUUGUUUUCGCAUUCCAAAUGCCGGGCCCACGGGAGGGUAUGGUUCUGGAUUACUCGCGGUGGCAACAAAAUCUAAUUGGAGUGCUGCAAGUGGAUAUUAAAUACCACUCUCAGUUCGAGGUGCCGGCACGAAGCGAUAUCACAAUCGAUGCGCGCUUAGCUUACCGUAACAAAGGCGACCCAGAAGAUGUGUGGAAGUUCUACACAAAAUCGGUAGAGAAACGCAAUUUAGAUUGUGAUAUUGAUUUGAAAAGUGAAGAAUAUUUAUAUAACUGCUCAGCUAUCCCAUUGUUUGAACUUGGUUCUUUGUUUCACGACUACUACCUACUCAAUGUAAGACUCCCUGUUGAUUCACCUACUAUGAAUUCACAAAUUGGACAUAUACAAGACAUGUGGUUGACUGUGAUCAACCAGAAUGGUGGGUUUACUAGAGUCUGGUUGUAUUUGAAGACAGUAUUUUUCCCUUGCAUCAUUGGUAUAUUGGUUUGGUUCUGGCGACGCAUCCACAUUCUUCAACGGAAGCCUGUCUUACUGGAGAAAAUGCUUUUGAGCCUUGGUUUAGCUCUUUGUCUUUUAAAUAUGCCAAUUGAGUACUUGACAUUACAUUAUGAUUUACCAUUUAUGUUGUUAUUAAGUGAUAUCCGUCAAGGUUUGUUCUAUGCUACAUUGUUUUCAUUCUGGCUUGUUUUUGCUGGAGAACAUAUGCUGAUUCAGGACACAUCGGCCCAAAGCUCAGUGAAACAGUACUGGAGACAUUUGAGUGCAGUGGCACUGGGCUGCAUCUCUCUCUUUGUGUUUGACAUGUGCGAGAGGGGUGUACAGCUUCGCAACCCUUUCUACUCUAUUUGGGUGACUGAUCUUGGGACUAACUUAGCUUUGACAUUCAUCAUACUGGCCGGGAUAUCAGCUGGAGUAUAUUUCCUAUUCUUGUGCUACAUGAUCUGGCAAGUUUUUACAAACAUUUCCUUCAAGAGGCAAUCCCUGCCUACAAUGUGCUCUGUGCGUCGUCUCCACUAUGAAGGGAUCAUUUACCGCUUCAAGUUCCUCAUGUUGGCUACCCUGCUUUGUGCUGCACUCACUGUUAUUGGUUUCAUUCUGGGACAAGUUGCUGAAGGCCAGUGGAAGUGGGAUGAGAAUAUUGAGUUGGAAUAUACUUCAGCAUUUUUCACUGGAGUGUAUGGAAUGUGGAACAUCUACAUCUUUGCUUUGUUGGUUUUGUAUGCCCCAAGCCACAAGAAAUGGCCAGUUGUUGAGAAUACUGCUGAUACACAGAAUUUGAGUGAGGAAAUGGAAUUCAGCCCCUUACCUAGCGAGAGAGCCAGUAGUGAGAUUUCUUCCCUAACAUCCUUCAUUAGGAAGGCUACUAUUGACUAA